AUGUGGACAGUGAUCGCUUGGCUUGCAACAUAUGUUCUGACGUUCCAAACUGGCAUAACUGGCCCCGCAAUAAAAACGCCAAAUACGAUAGUAAAUAUCGAACAGACUGGAUCUAAUGAUUAUUGGGGAAUGAUGUCCACAUUUUCGGUUCUUGAAAUAUUGAAGGCUAGAGUUUAUGAUUUGGAAACGAUGUUAAAAAGGGUUACAGAGAUGGAAAAUGCAACAGGAAAGCAAGCAUCUAUUCUUUAUAUUAUGGAUUUAAAUGGCUUAAAAUAUGAUAAACGAUUGCUAUAUAUUCUUUCGGGAUCCUUAGGCGCUAUAUCAUCAUUUAUGGCUGAGCAUUAUGUGGAAAUGAUUUAUCGCUUUGUUGUUGUUAAUGUUCCUUCGUUUCUUGCAACAUUGUGGGGAAUAAUUAAGCCCGCUUUACCAGAAAGAACUCGAAAUAAAAUUCAAAUAUUAGGAUCGAAUUGGAAGGAAGAAAUUUUACAGUUAGCAGUUCCCGAUGUAUUACCGUCAUAUUGGAAUGAAGGUGCACAUAAUAUUUUUAAAGCAAAUAUUGAACGCGCAUUGAAUGUAAAUAUUGAAAAAUACUAUAAGCAGGAAAUAAGAAAAGAAGCAAAAAUUUUAAAUGUAUCAGCUGGAAAAAUAGCAAAUACAAUUAUAAAAGUUGAAAAAGGAUCAAUUCUGCAGUGGUGGAUUAUUACUGAUGGCAAUUUUGGAUUUUCCUUAUUCCACUUGAAUGAUGCUAAUAGUGAUACGGAGAAGAGUGUUUACCCGACGUUUAAAAAGAUACCGGGUCCAAUGUUGGUUCCAAUAGAGGACAAAAUUUUAUGCGAAGAAGAUGGAUAUUAUAAGUUCGAGUUCAAUAAUGAACAUGCAUGGAUUCAUACUUUAAAAGUCAACUAUAUUAUCAUUGCUAAACCGUGA
This is a messenger RNA of Dracunculus medinensis (Guinea worm), 927 nucleotides long. The record is from the annotation of a GenBank genome assembly. Lineage: Eukaryota; Metazoa; Nematoda; Chromadorea; Rhabditida; Dracunculidae.